AUGGCCAAUGUACUCAAUGUAAAGCAGAUUGACAGCCAAGGAGCAUCAGUUGGAUUAUAUAUCGCCUUGGUUGCUGCAGGGACAGUUUAUAACAUUAUGGGCUUGAGAUUCAGUGCUUAUUUGAAUAUGUUCAUGGUUGUUUGGGUGUUUAUUGGUACAUUGGUCAUUAUUAUUGCUGUGCCCAUCAUGGCACCUACUCAUAAUUCAGCCAAGUGGGUUUUCACAGAAUUCAUGAACACUACAGGUUAUGAAAAUAACGGUAUGGUGUUUCUAAUCGGUCUAUUGAGUGCAGGCUGGGCGCUUAUUGGGUACGAAACAGGCGCUCAAAUUGUGGAAGGAACUCGCAAUGCUGCUAAAACAGCGCCUCGCGGCAUUAUCAUUUGCGUUAUUGGAGCAAUUGUUCAAGGCUUUGCGCUUAUUAUUUCGACAUUAUUCUCUAUUCAAGAUGUUGAUGAGCUUAUCACAACUGAUAUGCCAAUCGCAGCUUUCUUUUUACGUGCCACGAGAAGCCCAGCUGUAACGGCCUUCUUUUUAGUAAUUUUAUUAGUCGCGCAAAUUGGAUCCCUUUGUAAUUCUAUAUUAGCGGGAGCUACCUUUAUGUGGAGUCUUGCAAGAGAUGGUGUCUUACCUGGCUCUAAGUUCCUGUAUAAGAUUUCGGGGAAGCGAAAUAUUCCUACAAACUGCUUGAUAGUGCAGCUUGUGAUUUGUAUCCUCAUCAUUUUGCCGUCUUUUGGCUCUAUUGUUUACUGGCAAGCUAUCAUGAGCACAGCUGUCAUUGCGGUCAACAUUUCUUACGGUCUUCCUCUUUUAUGCCGCUUGAUCUGGACAAGAAACAAUAUGCCGAAAGGUCCAUUCCAUCUUGGAAGACUUGGUUUAAUACUCAACGCUAUCAGUAUUGUCUGGGUCACUUUCUUCGGUGUAAUUCUCUGUAUUCCAUCUAUGUCCCCUAUAACUCCUGAGACAAUGAAUUGGUCAUCUCUGAUGAUAGGUGCUGUUAUGUGUUUCUCUGUUUUCUUUUGGCUGAUUUCAGGUCGACACAAUUUUAAGGGCAUGACUCAAACCGUCGAGAAGUAG
Molecule: messenger RNA, 1074 nt
Organism: Mycotypha africana
Lineage: Eukaryota; Fungi; Mucoromycota; Mucoromycetes; Mucorales; Mycotyphaceae
Product: amino acid/polyamine transporter I
Exons: 3
Coding region: 1-1074 (357 amino acids)
Biological process (GO): transmembrane transport
Cellular component (GO): membrane
Molecular function (GO): transmembrane transporter activity
Source: RefSeq, a predicted model, not a curated record